AUGGGUAUCUGUCAAGAAGUUCUGAAAGAAUUAAUAGCGACUUACAGUAUGGGAAACGAAUCUACAUCUACAGAGACUAUCCAACUACUUCAAGUUAUGUGUCAGAUGUAUAUCAACCGAGCUACUCGCCUUCAAUUUCACUGCGUCGAUCCCGGUCAUACAGUGGUCUGUAUGAUAACAGCUCACUUUAUGGAUAUUCAUAUCCACCUUUUGGGGGUCAGAAAGUCGAUAUUUACGAUGACACUGUGUACAGAAGAUAUUACUAGUAGAGAAGAAUUAUCAUACAUCAUCGUAGAGAAUCUCUUUCAUCAAUUACUACUUUCAGAAUACUAUCCCGUAUUGUGA
Messenger RNA from Trichobilharzia szidati, 345 nucleotides. NCBI's taxonomy places the organism in Eukaryota, Metazoa, Platyhelminthes, Trematoda, Strigeidida, Schistosomatidae. The record is from the annotation of a GenBank genome assembly.